Molecule: messenger RNA, 1107 nt
Organism: Drosophila ananassae
Lineage: Eukaryota; Metazoa; Arthropoda; Insecta; Diptera; Drosophilidae
Product: tetratricopeptide repeat protein 12
Exons: 4
Coding region: 369-1082 (237 amino acids)
Molecular function (GO): protein binding
Source: RefSeq, a predicted model, not a curated record
GCGUGUGUUUGUCUACACCCGUAAUCAUGUAAACGAUUCAACGCAAAUGACUGGCAAAAAAAAAAAAGAAAACCUCUAUCACGAUAAACAUUUUUGAUGAAAACAAAAAAUCCAGCAAAAAAUGCCAUUAUUUUUUCAAAUCAUAAACCGCCAAUCUAUCGAUAUGUUUUAAAUGUUUCUUUAAAUACACUUGCCGAAUCGCUAGGCAACCAGUUGGUUGGAGCCAAUAAACAAUCCAACCCCAAGUUGCCACGCGAAUUGUUUGCCCAGCUGGUAAACAUUUUGAAUAAACAAACCGAACAAACGGCAAAUCGAAAACAAACACUAGCUUGAAUCCUUUUUGAUCCUUUUGAUUUCUAACUGAAAUCAUGUAUUCAUUGCAACACCCACAAAUUGAUGAAAGCUUCUUGAGUUCCGAGUCUGCAGUGGAGGAAGUUGUCAAAAUACUUGAAAGUCUUCAAAAGAAGAAAGAAGGUGAAGAAGAGGAGGAAGAACUAGUUGAAAAGAAGUUUAUUCCAAAGGUUAUAACUGAAGAUAACUUCAUAAUUACCGAGCGUUCCAAUGGAACGAAUCAUUCGGCGCCAAAGGAACCCUUACAGAAGGAUAAAUCAAAGCGUCCCACCUUCACUCCAGCGGAUAGACAAAAGGAUAGAUAUCCUUUCAUGCGACAGGUGGAAAUGAAUCUCGAGGAACGCUCCAAGGCCCGCUUGGAAAGGGAGCGAGUGGCUCAGAACUUUCGCAGAUUGGGAAACGCCGAGUAUCGUCGCGGAAAUUAUGAAACUGCUAAGCAGAUGUACUCUGAAGCCAUUGAAAAUAUCCGGGAUAGUCAUAUCCUUUAUAUAAAUAGAGCUCUCUGUUAUAUCAAAUUGGGUAAAUUCAAGCGAGGCAUCGUGGAUUGCGAUUUCGUUCUAAACAAGCUGGAUGAGAAGAAUCUAAGAGCUUGGCUGUAUCGAGCCAUGGCCUACAAAGGCCUAAACGACGAGGCCAACUUUGAGACCUGCGUGAAAUAUGCCCGAAAAUUUAAUUCCAAGCAGAUGGAGUUUAUUGAUGAGUUCCUGGAAAAGCUGAAUUCAGAAAUGUGACUUUGAAAUAAAAGUAUUGAAGGUG